AGUCAUCUCAACUCAAUCUCUAAAAAUGUUGACGCCAUUUCCACACCUACCUCAACUCUUCCCCUUUUUUUCUUCUGCCAGUUUAGGGUUUUGAAAUGUGGAGGGAGGAUGGAAGCCUCUGAAUCAAUCUACGUUGCCAGCCCCAAAAUCAAAGACCCGGAGGUAGGGUUUCAGUCUUUAGAUUCCCCUAAUCCCGAUCUCGAUCAUGCACGGUCUGAUACCAGUAACACGGCAGAGGAGCAGACAGCGUUCGUCUAUGAGAAGUUUCAGCAACUGGUUUUGAAGGAGCAAUGGGAACCGGCUCCGAAGGAUGAGGAUGAGAAAGAUAGGAACUGGGGUUUGAAAGAGGCUGAGGAUGGGCAGGAGGCUGAGAAAGGGAAGGGAGGUUCGCAUUUGGAAGAAGCGAAGGCCGGUGAGAGCGAAUGGAACGGUUGGGGUGAUAAUGGCAACGAUAACGGGGUUGUGAUUGACGUGGUGGUUGUUGAAGAAGGUAGUGAGGCGGAGGACGGGAGUGAGAGAUACGGUGGUACUGAUACCAAAAGGCAUCAAUAUCAGUACCCGGUGCGGCCCGAGGCCGAAGAUUGCGCCUUUUACCUCAAGACUGGGACGUGUAAGUUCGGGUCCAAUUGCAGGUUUAAUCACCCCGUGAGAAGAAAAAAUCAGGCUGUUAAGGAGAAGGUGAAGGAAAAGGAAGAACCCACAGAGAGGCUAGGCCAGACGGAAUGCAAGUAUUACAUGAGGUCUGGGGGGUGCAAGUAUGGAGACGCUUGUAAAUACAGCCACAAAAGAGACAAAAUUUCAGGAACUACACUUCUAGAUCUUAACUUUCUGGGCUUACCAAUCAGACCCGGAGAGAAAGAGUGUCCCUUCUACAUGCGGACUGGCUCUUGCAAAUACGGAGCCAACUGCAGGUUUAAUCAUCCUGACCCUACAGCUGUCGGAGGAAGUGACAACCCUUCAGGAUAUGGUAAUGGCGGAUCUGCUACAUUAGAUGCUUCCCAAUCAUCAAUUGCGUCCUGGUCUUCGUCUAGGAAAUUUAAUGAAACUGCUCCCUUUGCACCAAUAGUUCUCACACCUUCGCAUGGGAUUCCUUCCCAAAAUCCAGAAUGGAAUGGGUUGCAGGCUCCUGUAUAUCUGCCAGAAAGGAGUAUGCGUCCACCUGUCACAUAUAUCAUGAGCCCAGCUGGGACUGAAACUAAUGUCUAUACGCAUCAUCAGCAGCAGAUUCAAGUUGAAGAAUACCCGGAACGACCUGGCUAUCCUGAGUGCAGUUAUUUCUUAAAAACUGGGGAUUGUAAGUAUAAGUCUAAUUGCAGGUAUCACCACCCUAAGGAUAGGAUUGUGAAGUCACCCCCAUGCGCUCUCAGUGACAAGGGUCUUCCUUUGAGACCUGAUCAGAAUAUUUGUACACAUUAUAGUCGUUAUGGAAUUUGCAAGUUCGGGCCGGCUUGUAAAUUCGAUCAUCCACUGCAUCCGGCUUCAUCACCUAUGACUGGAGUUGAUCAGCAUCUUCCUUAUGGUGACUCUGUAACUACGGAUAAGGCUGUGGGAGGCGGAAUCGGAAGCGAGGCCACUUUUAGGCAGUCUCUGUAAAAAUUUUGCAUUUUGAGGCUCUAGCAUUUUAGGAUCCAAGUAUCAAGGAUUUGUAAUUUUAUAUUUGAUGUAACAAAACGUGAAAGGGGCUUAGCAGCUUUGUUACCUGCAAUGCCAAGAAAAAAAAAAAAAUGCCCCGAUAGCUCUUUGAUCUGUGAAAAUGCCAUUUUCUA
This is a messenger RNA of Juglans microcarpa x Juglans regia, 1766 nucleotides long. Its product is annotated as zinc finger CCCH domain-containing protein 43-like. The record is from RefSeq and is a predicted model, not a curated record. Gene Ontology annotation, molecular function: mRNA binding; metal ion binding. The transcript is spliced from 6 exons. NCBI's taxonomy places the organism in Eukaryota, Viridiplantae, Streptophyta, Magnoliopsida, Fagales, Juglandaceae. Bases 109 to 1593 code for a protein of 494 amino acids.